Molecule: messenger RNA, 1509 nt
Organism: Biomphalaria glabrata
Lineage: Eukaryota; Metazoa; Mollusca; Gastropoda; Planorbidae
Product: endonuclease G, mitochondrial-like
Exons: 6
Coding region: 134-1048 (304 amino acids)
Biological process (GO): apoptotic DNA fragmentation
Cellular component (GO): nucleus; mitochondrial inner membrane
Molecular function (GO): metal ion binding; nucleic acid binding; RNA endonuclease activity
Source: RefSeq, a predicted model, not a curated record
GUAAUGUACGUACAUAAAAAUGUGGUUAGAGAGUUUAUCCUAACCCAAUUGUUCUUCGUCACUUCCAUCCAAAUAGUCUAGUAACAGUCUAGUUGACGAUUAGGAUUCUGAAAUAAAAAAAAUUACUAGAAACAUGUUCCAAUUCACUCGCCUUGCCGCCACCUCUGUCGUUGGUGGUUUUACUAUGGUGGUAGGAAAAAACGACUUGUUGAAGCCCUUAACUUUACAUGCUUCUGACAACAAGGAGCCUUGUUACGUUGGCGAUGUCAUCAAGAAGAGGGUCGGAUUUCCUCAACCGACUGCUUGCUGCAAACCUUUAAGGUUCAAAGACUUCAUCGUUUCCUACGACUCUAAGAACAGAAUCCCCAACUGGGUGUAUGAACAUCUUCAAUAUGACAAACUGUUUAAGGAUGACCCAUGCGACCGAAGAGUUAAAGUGGAGAGGACUCUCUGCGCAAGCAAUGAAGAUAAGGAGAGACCAAAGUUCACCCCCGAUUGCCGCAUUCAUGGUUACCACCGAGCCGAUGCCAAGGACUAUUGUGAUACUGAAUAUGAAAUGGGCUUGAUGGCCCAGCCUGAGAACUACCCCUACGACCAGGAAUCCUUCUGUGAAUGCUUCACAAUGACCAACAUUGUCCCACAGGUACCAGGCUUCAACUGUGGUCCAUGGUUUGAUCUGGAAUGUUACAUUCGUGAAAAACUUGUACGUGAAAACAAAGGUGUCUACGUCUGCUCUGGUCCUCUCUUCCUUCCUAUUGUGGAUGAUGACAAAACCGUGAAACAGUUUGAUGUACUUGGUGAUGGUGAAGUCUCAGUUCCUACACAUUUCUUCAAGGUCAUUGUUAUUGAGACCCAUGAUGGCCAGCUGGAACUCGAGUCCUACAUGAUGCCCAACGCUACCCCAGAAGAAGGCGAAGAAGUGAAACUUGAGGACUUCUUGACCCCACUCUGUCAGAUUGAGCACCACUCUGGCUUAAUCUUCUUCCCAGAGAAGAAAUGCUUUAGCAGUAACAACAGAAGGAGAGGUGCCAGACUUCACGCCCUCUAAGCCUUCUAGCACCCAACACAGAAUUCGUACCAGCUUUAUACAGUCGAGAAGAUUUGAAGAGCUCAUUUGAUAACCUGAAACUAGAGUAGAAUUGACAUCUUCACUGUGCCUUGCGACUACAUACACCAACUAAAACAUUCCUUGAUCUCGAUGUUGACUUGAAAGGAACUCUUCAGAAGAAACUCCACCUCCCUGACUGAACGGAUAGCACUAACUCAUUGCUACCAUGAGCAUGCAAUAGCUCUUGUCAUCUUGAAUCAUUUCUUUGAAUAAGAUAAUGUCAAUGUACCGUGGAAAACAUCGAAUUAAAAAUGAAACAUCAAGUUAAUGAUUUUGUACCAUCAUCUGGCUUGUCUUUUUUUCUUGUACAAUUUCUUAGCCUAGGACUAGUUCAGACACCAUUGUGACCCAAUCUUAAUGUCAUUCUUCCAAAGUCAAUAAAAAUUGUGAAUACAAGGCAA